GAGGUGUGCGGCGCAAAUAAAUAUAAAUAAAACCCACCCCUGGGGGGUGAAAAUAAUACUUUUUUGGUCUUCCUUAGGCAGACCGCCCCGGAUGUAGCGCCGGUGGGGGCGGGAGGCGCGCGCUGUUCGGUUGGCGGCGGGCGGUGAUGGCCGCGGAGUGGCGGCGGCGGGCGGCUGCCGAGCUGUACGGCCGCCUCCUCCGAAUAUAUGAAGAAGGAAGGGAAAGUACCCCCGAACACCCGUGUCUCUUUGAGACUGAUGUAGAGAUCUGUUUGAUUGGUGGUAGUCGCAAAAGUCCCAUUGAAAGAUUUUGGAAUGGCAACAAUAUGAUAUAUAUUUUGCAAAAAGCGAGACACAAUGAAGAAAGUGAUACAAUGGAAGAAUCAAAACCAGAUGAUGCUAUUUAUGCCUCUGAGCUUUUACCAAAGGAGAAUUCUGGACCAGUGGCUCUUUCUGUUAGAAGAGCAAAGUAAGUGUCAAAGGCAGUUGAUUUCCUUAUAUACAAUGGUCCAAAAUCCAAACAUGACCCACUUGAACAUAAGUGACCUGGUUGUGCUUCCUCCCCUCUGGAUAAGGUGUGACGGUUCUGAUCCUGAACAUACUUGUUGGCUUGGAGCUGAGCCUCUCAAAGCUGGAAACAAAAUUACAGGGAUAAAUUUUUAUAUGGUUACAUGUGAUGGUCCUACAGCUGAUAAAACCUAUUUUGCAAACCUGGAAGAGCUCAAAAUGGCACAUAAAAUGAAGCAUCAUUCAUCUAUUGUGGUGACAAAAGGAUUUGCUCAGUAUGAACUUAUUAGAGCUGCUGUAAUAGAGGACACAAUUGUAGAAUCUGAAAGCAAUAUAUAUGUUGAUAUUACAUGGAAUACUGUAAAUAAGAUUCUGGAGACACCCCCACUAGUUUCAGCUGCCACACUGAAUAUUACACUGGAGUCUGGGGACCCCAGAAGUCCUGUAUAUCAGCUAUAUAGAGAACUGCAGUUUCUCCUUGCUUUGGCCGAAGGUUUGAAGACCAGUGUGACUGAGUGGCCUGAGCCAUUAGAGUCUGAAUCAGCUGUUGAACUGGUCCAGGAAUUUCUCACUGAUUUAAAGAAGAAGCUGGAUGGAUAUUGUAUACCUGGAAGCAAGAAUGAAACAGAGAAAAUCAAAUGUGAUACAGCUGCAGUGGACAGUUCAAUAAAAUCAAUCUUCAGUGAGCGAGGAGACCUGGAUUUUGCUGAACAAUUAUGGUGCAAAAUGAGAAGUGUCAGUUCCUAUCAGGAGUUGAUAGAAUGUUUCACACUGAUCAUAAAAUCUCUGGAACAUGGUGAGAUACAGCCAUGGAUUCAUCAAGGGAGUAGCAGUUUGCUAAGUAAAUUGAUUCAACAGUCUUAUCAUGGAAAGAUAGAGGUCGUUUCCCUCAGUGGCAUCACUCCAAUUCAAAUGCUCUUGGAGAUUGGUUUGGAUAAGAUGAAGAAGGAUUAUGUCAGUUUUUUCAUAGAAACUGAGUGUCUAGUUAAGAGCAGAAGCUGUUUGCUGUUCCAGGAUUACUUCAUUUCCACAUCAGUAGAUCUACAAGAACAAGUUCAUCGUGUUCAAAAGCUUCACCAUAUGCUGGAAAUAAUGGUCAGCUGCACAGUCUUACUUCAGUUUAAACAUGAGAACCUCUUCCCUUUGACACAAAUUUGCAUGAAGUAUUAUAAGGAAAAUCCUCUAAAUGAGAAGCAUGUGUUUCAACUGCCAAUCAGACCAGCACUUGUCAAGAAGUUCUAUCAGAAUGAUCACCCAGAAAUAUGGAAGGUGGACAUAAGUAGUGGGCAUGGACAGAAGGAGGUUAAAACAACAUGGCAAGUUAGUACUAAUCCUCCAGUUAAACAUAUGACAUCAAACAAUACAGGUCUCUUUUCUGAUUCCACAGUUAAUGGAAGCAGUGAAGAAAGAAUGUAUUUUAUUACAAUGGCUAAGUGCAGUCAGGUGCAUUUCACAUAAAUGCACGUUACUUUACAGGCAGGCACUUGAAAGGUACAGUAAAGGGGAAAGUUCAGUAUUAUCUGUGUUCCAACAGUAUAUUUAGAAAUGCUGUAUGAUUUGAAGAACAGUACAUCUUACCGAGUUAUUUGCUUUAGUGUGCUUGAAGUGUGACGUACACAGCCAUAAUUCAUGUGUACAUAUCUAGUUUGUUUAUAAAUGUUGUGCAAUUAUGAAUGUGUAAUUAUUUUGAAAAUAUAGGAGAUUUUUGUUUGUGUAUUUACAAACAUUCAAUAAAGUACUGCACUUUGGGGUUUUAAAUUUUAUUUUUAUUCAUUAAGAAUGCAAUCAGACACUGUUCAAAAUGUGAAUUAGCUUAACCCAACAAAACAAGCAAUAUUGUAAUGUUUUCCUGGUGUCAAGUGACAUUUCAUCAUCCAGAUAUAUUUGGAAAGCUGUUCAUCCAGGACAUUGUGAAUUUCUGACAAAUUGAUUUUCUUUGCCUCCAUGUUUAUAUUUUGGAGUAUUCUUGGAUAUACUUCUCUCUCUUCUUCAGAUUCAUUUUUUCCCUCAGUGCAAAGUGAAUUAUUUUAACAGUGUUGUCUUGUAUGCUUUUGCAUAAUUUUGUUGAAAAAAAAAAAGUUCAAUAUAAUUGGCUGGGCAUAAUCAUUUAAAUAUGUUGGGAUGACAGUUGCAUAUGUUCUUAUGUUGAUUAGAUAGUGUAUGUAACGUCUUGGUAGUGUAAUUUUAAACAAUUACAUAGUGUAGUAUAUGAUGAUUAAAUAAUUUGAGACAAACAUUCUGCAUAAAAAACUAUUAACUAUUGAUAAGAACAAGGAAACCCCCAAUAGUCAUGCUUUUAAAAAACUAUAACUUUCUAUUAUUUCUGGUUUCUCCUCAGUAAAUCUUAUUUCUUAUCUCUUUCCUAAUAUUACAUCUUAAUAACUAUCAGUUUAAUAGUUAGCCUUUGAAGAGAAGCCAAGGUUCUUUUUUGGAUUUAGGUACUGCUACUUUGCAUUCAUUAUAUGCACAUGCAGUGCUGAAAAUAUAGUGCAAGCUAAAUAGGAAACUUGUUUGUUGCUUUGCUUUAGAGGAAUAAUUUCAAGCACAACAGGAGGACAAACAUAGCCAGAUGUCCAUAUUCUGGAACAAAUUUUUAAUCAUGUACUUAACUUGUUCCUACCUGCAGUAGAAGUGAACCUGAGGUGGAAUAUUACAUUCUGGAAGUGCUUGGAUUACUUAACAAUACACAUUUCUGUGUGUAAUAUAUUAUAAAGUUGUAUGAGGCAAACCUAGUUCCCUGUAAACAAAACUAGAGAGAUAAGAGUCCUUGGUUUAAAUCUGACCCAGCAGUUGUCAUCUUUGAUUAAUCACUUCAAGUAAUUUUUCUCCACACCUGAAUAAUAAGAUGUAUAUUAUCCUAACUUUUAGACAUGAAUAAUAAAGUAAUGUUUAAGCAGU
Molecule: messenger RNA, 3405 nt
Organism: Harpia harpyja (harpy eagle)
Lineage: Eukaryota; Metazoa; Chordata; Aves; Accipitriformes; Accipitridae
Gene: ZWILCH
Product: zwilch kinetochore protein
Exons: 17
Coding region: 358-1965 (535 amino acids)
Biological process (GO): protein localization to kinetochore; mitotic spindle assembly checkpoint signaling
Cellular component (GO): RZZ complex
Source: RefSeq, a predicted model, not a curated record